Messenger RNA from Microthlaspi erraticum, 348 nucleotides. The record is from the annotation of a GenBank genome assembly. Lineage: Eukaryota; Viridiplantae; Streptophyta; Magnoliopsida; Brassicales; Brassicaceae.
AUGCUCACUCUGAGUGAGAAGGGCUCAGCGUACUGCUCCGGUAAGUUGAAGAAGAGAGGCGAGAGAUCCGUCCUCGAGAACUCUGCAAAUCCCGUCAAUUCUGUCACCGGAGAAGAAGCACAACCGAGAAGUAACAGGAACCAAAAGAGUCUCGCCGAUGAAGAAAGCGCCGGCGGAAAGAGAGCCAAAUUCAUCGGACGCCAAAGCAGAGCCCGGGAAAGAGGAAGCCGCGCUCCAAUUUCAGGAAAGGAACCGCCGGUGAAGGAAGUUCAUUCCGAAAUCGGAGCAGAGCAACAGUCGGAGAAGGAGGAGGCGGACUUGGGAAGCGUGCAUGGGAGAAAAAAUUAG